CCGGAGGAGGAGGAAGAGGAGGAGAAGGAGGAGGAGGAGGAGGCGACGACGGCUGUCAUUUUUUUUUUCAUUCGCAGGAACGAGCACGUUUCUCGGGAGCAAACCCAGGCGGGUGUAACAGUCCUGCAGGCUCCGUCAGCGGGUGGUUCAUCGAACGGUUUGUCCCGGUUGUGGUUGAACUUCGGCGGUGAGGGAGAGAGAGAGAGAGAGAGAGAGAGAGAGGGGGGAAGAGCGAGAGAGAGAGACGGAUGCUUUGGAUGACAACAGUAAUGAAUCGCGUCCUUAUUUUUCCGCGCAUCCUUAAAGCCUUGUAGCUCCACUGCAGAUAAUCCGUGGUAACAACCCGAUUAUUCUAAUUAUUAAUAAUAUUAUUAUUCGUGUCUGUUUGGACGAGUUUCUGCUCCCACUCUGGACAUCACCACCACCAUCAUCAUCCUCGAGGAGGAGGAGGAGGAGGAGGAGAAAACAUGCCAGUGAGUCGAGAGCUGGACUGGAUUUUAACACACGACGGAUCAAGACCAGCGGUCACUCUCUCCUCAUAGCCGACGCAUGGUCUUUAUUCAUUCAUUCAUCCAUUCAUCCCACUAGUCAUUCAGUAAUUCAACAGGAACCGACCGGCGGAAAAAAAGGCUUCAAUCCAGUUUUCUGCUGCUACAGUGAGAGAGAGAUAGAGAGAGAUAAAGAGACAGAGGGAGGACCAGCUCCAAACACAGCGAUGGAGUCCCUCCACGCAGACAGCUGUUAAUGGUAAACACAUUAGUUAAAGGGCUGUUUUGGAAGAGGAGAAGUUGAGAAGGAAAGGAAGGAAGGAAGGAAGGACGCAGCUGGCCCUGCGUAACCCGGGGACAUACUGAUGGAGAGACGGAAUGUGGUGUCCACUCUGACUCACUGAGGACAGUGUCGGGUAAACGACACCCGUUCAAAAAUCCCAGCGUGUGUGUGUGUGUGUGCACGAGGGUGGUGGUGGUGAAAACCGGUUUUUGAUGCGCGAGAAAGUGACGUGCCGCCGCCCCCCCACCUUCCCGCCCUUUGCCACGAGCCUCUUGUCAACUCAACGAACAAGGCAGCCAAGUACUUCAUCUGUGACUGCUCAUAAAUCCCUCCGUCUUUGACGUUUUUUCUAUUUCAUUUUUUAUUUUUUUUUUUUUAAAUAGACCCUACAUGUUUUUUGGAGUGCUCAUCAGACGGGCUCACCCUGACUCUCCAAAUCUCGUGGGAUUUAAAGGAAAUUAACGGCCGAAUCUAAAAAAGAGAAGGAGGUAAAAAAAAAAAUAAUAAAAAAAGGGGGAAGAAAAAACUGACAAACAGGAGCCGCCUUUAUGAAGAUGCUGAUGUGUGACCGCGGCGUCCAGAUGCUCGUAACGACGGUGGGCGCGUUCGCCGCCUUCAGCCUUAUGACCAUCGCCGUGGGUACCGACUACUGGCUGUACUCGCGCGGGGUCUGUCGCGUGAAGAGCAGCGGCGACAACGACACGAGCCGCAAGAACGAGGAGGUGAUGACGCACUCCGGCCUCUGGCGAACCUGCUGUCUGGAAGGAACAUUCAGAGGCGUGUGUAAGAAGAUUGACCACUUCCCGGAGGACGCGGACUAUGAAGCGGAUGCUGCUGAAUAUCUGCUCCGUGCUGUGCGUGCCUCCAGUAUCUUCCCCAUCAUGAGUGUGGGUCUGCUGUUCCUGGGCGGGCUCUGCGUGGCCGCCAGUGAGUUUUACCGGAGUCGACACAACGUCAUCCUCAGUGCGGGAAUCUUCUUCGUCUCCGCAGGCUUGAGUAACAUCAUUGGAAUUAUUGUUUACAUCUCGGCUAACUCGGGCGACCCGGGCCAGAGCGACAGCAAGAAGUCGUACUCUUACGGCUGGUCUUUCUACUUUGGCGCCCUCUCCUUCAUCAUGGCGGAGAUGGUGGGCGUGCUGGCCGUGCACAUGUUCAUCGAGAAACACCGCAAGCAACGAGCCAAGUCCCGCACCGAGCUCAUCAAGAAAUCCGCAUUCAGCCGGAUCCCCUCCUACCGCUACCGCUUCCGGCGCCGCUCCAGCGUGCGCUCCUCCGAGGCCCCCAGCCGCGACACCUCACCCCUGGGGAAGGGUGGCUACACGGGGCCGGCCGCCUCUGAGAUGCCCAUGUACACGCUGAACCCACGUGAGGCGGGAAACGCCGGCACCAAACCCGGCAGCGGCAUGGGCGGGCUGCUCAACUCAGAGAGGGAGUUCCUCCAGAGUAGCACGCUCACUAAAGACUACAGCAAGGACCCCAACCGCAGGACCACACCUGUCUGAGAGGUGCUGGCUGCAGAUAUCACCCAGUCAGAGUAUCAAAGGAUGGUGAUGAGGAAAAAUAAAGGGGGUCGCAAGCAUAAGCAGGGGCCACGCAGGGUUUACGGGGUGGGGAAGGGGUUUGAUAAACUUCGACUGUGAACUGUGAACUUUUAGCCUUUGAACUGUGAAUUCUGAGCCCUGUGAGAGAUUCAGUGAGUGUAGCAGGAGGAUUUUUUUCAAGGAGAAGUUGUUCCCAACUCCACUUUACCACAUAUCACUGUAGUUGUACCUGUAACUCCUUACAUGUGAAGGCACAUUCAGUUUAUGUUCAUAAAUGGACUCUCUGGCUUUUUCAGAAGGGACUGAAAUUUACUAAAGAUUGAAGAGUAUAUUGUAAGGGGUUUUGCAGUCUAGAGCAACUUCUCCUAAAAAUGAAAAUAAUGUGAAUUAAAGAUAAGAGGGAGGAGGUGAGAGACCAUGUGUGAUCUUCUGCUUUCUGACCUCCUUCCUCCUAACCUUUUAACAGGCUUAAAGCACUGAGCUGCCUCUCUGAUUAUGGCACCAUUAAAACAAAGAGGAAUUUAACACCUCGGGAGAGGGAUGAAUUCAUUUUCAGUUCAGCAAAGAAUUUGAAAUUCAAAGAUUCAGUUUGUCCAUUUUGUUGCGGCACAUUUGUGACACUACGUCUUGAUUUCUAUACAUAUUGUAAAUAUACCUUUUUUUUCAUAUUUAUUUCUAACUGAACUGAAAGUGAAUUGAGCUCCUUCCUGGUCACACGUACGCCGUCACGCUCUGAUCCCAGGUCAGCUGUUAAACCUGCAUUCUGAUUUGUUUUUUCAUCAAAGGGAAAACAAAAUAUUCGA
Messenger RNA from Solea solea (common sole), 3115 nucleotides. RefSeq names its product calcium channel, voltage-dependent, gamma subunit 3b (gene cacng3b). The record is from RefSeq and is a predicted model, not a curated record. Gene Ontology annotation, biological process: positive regulation of synaptic transmission, glutamatergic; postsynaptic neurotransmitter receptor diffusion trapping; transmission of nerve impulse. Gene Ontology annotation, cellular component: postsynaptic density membrane; AMPA glutamate receptor complex. Lineage: Eukaryota; Metazoa; Chordata; Actinopteri; Pleuronectiformes; Soleidae. The transcript has 5 exons. The coding region runs from base 1320 to 2273 and encodes 317 amino acids. Gene Ontology annotation, molecular function: voltage-gated calcium channel activity; channel regulator activity.